Messenger RNA from Saxophila tyrrhenica, 1437 nucleotides. RefSeq lists its product as uncharacterized. The transcript is spliced from 5 exons. Gene Ontology annotation, molecular function: aldehyde dehydrogenase (NAD+) activity. The record is from RefSeq and is a predicted model, not a curated record. Bases 1 to 1437 code for a protein of 478 amino acids. Lineage: Eukaryota; Fungi; Ascomycota; Dothideomycetes; Mycosphaerellales; Extremaceae.
AUGUCGUACGAAACCAGGCUGUUCAUCAAUAACGAGUACGUCAAAUCUAAAGCUGGCGAGACAUUUUCCGUGAACAGCCCAAACGAUGGCUCUCUCGUCGUCGAAGGUGUCCACGCCGCCGGCGAGGCCGAUGUCGACGCUGCUGUUGAUGCUGCGGGCAAGGCCUACAAAUCCUGGCGGACGGUCCCCGCAGCCCAGAAGGCAAAGCUCAUGUUGAAGAUGGCCGACCUUGUCGAGCGCGACGCUGCGAAGUUGGCCAUGUUAGAGACCAUCUGUAUGGGUCAGCCGAUUAGCGCGGCUAAGAAGUUCAUCGCCUCGACUGUGGCGUACUGGAGGUACUACGCCGGCUGGUGCGACAAGAUUGAGGGAGAGUCGUUCCCUGAUGAUGGCGAUGGAAAGAUGAAGAUGGUGCAGUACAUGCCGUACGGUGUCUGCGGUGGCAUUGCUGCUUGGAACGCGACACAGGUCACCGCCGUGAAGAAGAUCGCGGCAGCCAUUGCCGUUGGCAACACUUUCGUCUUCAAGGCUUCAGAGAAGUCGCCGCUUGGUGCCAUUGCGCUGGGCGAGCUCAUCAAAGAGGCGGGCUUUCCUCCAGGCGUCAUCAACAUCGUUUCUGGUCCUGGCAAGACAGGUGCAUUGAUAGCAGCACACAUGGAUAUUGGCAAGAUCAGCUUCACCGGAUCCAUCGCCAGUGGUCGCAAGGUCCAGGACGCUGCCACCAAGUCCAACCUGAAGCGCGUUACGCUCGAAUUGGGUGGCAAGUCACCGGCACUGAUCUUCAACGAUGCAAAUCUUGAAAAUGCCCUCGCUAUGAACUCGCAAGGCUUCCUGGCCAACACGGGCCAGAUUUGCGCUGCAUGCAGUAGGGCGUUGGUGCAGGAGAAGAUCGCGCCAAAGUUCAUCGAAGGCUUGAAGCAGAGAUUCGAAAAGCUUUCCGAAGUCAUGUCCGAUCCAUCCGAUGAGAAGACAGCUCUUGGACCUCUUGCGGAUCAAGCCCAGUACGAGCGCGUCAUGUCGUUCCUGGAAACCGGCAAGUCGUCUGGAGCGGAAGUCAUCACAGGCGGUGUCCGGAAGGGCGAGAAGGGCUGCUUCAUCGAGCCCACUAUCUAUCUCAACCCCGAUUCGAAGGCGAAGAUCUUCACCGACGAGAUCUUUGGUCCUGUGAUAAGCAUCAAGACGUUCAAGACGGAGGAAGAGGCGAUUGAACUUGCCAACGACACCACUUACGGUCUUGCCGCCUCGAUCUAUACGGGCGAUGUGACGCGUGCGAUGCGUGUCAGUACAUUGUUGGAAGCUGGCACCGUGACCAUCAACGCCCCAUACGGUGGACUCCUGAGCGCGCCAUUUGGCGGGAUGAAGCAGAGCGGAUACGGCAGGGAGUCUGGCAAGUAUGGCUUGUAUGACUGGAUGCAGGCGAAGGCGGUUGUGUUCAAGUAA